Messenger RNA from Aspergillus brunneoviolaceus CBS 621.78, 755 nucleotides. RefSeq lists its product as uncharacterized. NCBI's taxonomy places the organism in Eukaryota, Fungi, Ascomycota, Eurotiomycetes, Eurotiales, Aspergillaceae. The transcript has 2 exons. The record is from RefSeq and is a predicted model, not a curated record. The coding region runs from base 153 to 755 and encodes 200 amino acids.
GUGAUCCUAUUCGGCUCGAAGCUCCUACCAACAGCAAAGAUGCAGUCUCUAUCUUAUCUUUCUCGAUACAACGAUGACCCUGUGUUCGGAGCAAACUGGACCACCCGGCUGAUAGAACGCUCUAUUCGCUCUCUGAGCUCCGCCACGCAGUCAUGGACAGCAGCAGCAGCAACUGCUCCUGCUCGAUCCGUCUCCUGCAGAUCAUGACCGAGUGCCGGAACCUGCAACCGGUCGUGGAGCUCGCCACCAUCCUAGACCUGGUCCACCAGGUCGUCACCCACGGGAAAGCGAUGGUCAAGUGCAAGGGCUGCCGCAGUAGCCCGCACUCGUCCUUUGCGAUGCUGCCCGCGCUGGCCGAGCAGUGCCUGACCCUCCUCGAGGCCGGCAGUCUGGCCUACAGCAUCACGAGUACCAGCGGCAGCACGCUCCUCGACCCCACGGUGCUGGCGUUCGAGCAGCCGCUGUCGCAGUACAUCUGUCUGCGCAGCCCGUCGCAGCUGGGCCGCAUGGAGCUCGAUGAGAAGGAAGCCACACUCUUGGUCCGGACGCUGAUCGGCCGCAACGCCAAGCAGUUCCUGGGUCUGCUGGAGAGUCUGCAGAAGCUGCUCCAGUCCCUGGGGAAGGACACUGAGCCGGCCUUGCCGCCAAUGGGUCAUGCCGUGCUGCACCCCUGCGAGUCGGUGGUCGAAACCACGCUUCGCCGCUUUGUGGUCUUCCUAGAACAGAUCAAGUUCGAGGUAGUGAGCUUGAUCUAG